ACUCACCUACACACAUGCCCUCGUCCUCGUCAUUGUCGGAGUCUAGCUCUUCAGAGUCAGAAAGUUCCUCUCGUGCCGUACAGAGUAGCCAGAAGCGCAAGAGGCACGCUCGUGAUGAUCUUAACGACUCGGACUCGGGCUCGAACAGCACAUCAGUCUCCACCAAAAACUCAGAUCCUGGGGACAGCGACGCAGAAGAUGUGCCACAGGAGGAUGACGUCCCAGUUCUCUCGCACGCAGAGCAGCGGCGCCAAAAGAAGAAGCAGUUGAGUGCAGAGAAGAAGGCCCAGGUCGCUGCUGCAACCGCGGAUAAUGAGGCUCCCAAAACGAAGAAGCAAAAGGUGAAAAACACCGCCGAGCUCGCUCCGUCCAAGGUACCCAAGCGGCAGAACUCUGUCUGGGUGGGUAACCUGUCCUUCAAGACGACACCAGAGUCAGUCCGGAAAUUCUUCGACGGCGUGGGCGAAAUCACUCGUGUGCACAUGCCCAUAAAGAUGGCGAGUGCCGGUCCUGGAGGCAGGGGCGCCGUUAAGGAAAACCGUGGCUUCGCGUACGUGGACUUUGCGACUCCGGAAGCCAAAACGAUAGCCAUCACUCUGUCUGAAAACCCACUGGACGGACGGAAACUUCUGAUUAAAGACGGUGAUGACUUCACCGGUCGGCCAGCUGCCACAGCUCAGCUGGAGGCAUCGGAAGGGUCUGACGCAAGAACUGCGUUAACCGGCCACUCCAAGACGGCCCAGAAGAUUCUCAAGUCCCAAAAACAGCCUCCAGCGUCGACGCUCUUCCUCGGCAACCUCGGCUUCGAGACGACAGAGCAGUCAGUGCGCGACCUCUUCACGCGCAAUCGCGUGGCCAAGGUCGACGGCGGGAACGAGGACGCCGACGCGGACAAACCGGAGCCAAAGAAGGACCAGUGGAUCCGCAAGGUGCGCAUGGGCACGUUCGAGGACAGUGGCAAGUGCAAGGGAUGGGCCUUCGUCGACUUAUUCACGACCGAACACGCCACCGCCGCGCUCACGAACCCGAAGAACCACUUCCUCGACGGCCGCAAGCUCGUGGUCGAGUACGCCUCGCCCGAGGCCGUGCGCCGCGGCGGCGGUCUCCUGCGCGAGAAGACCAAGGAUGUGCCGCACCAACAGCAGGACGAAGCCGCAGGAGGCGGACACGAGCAGAAGCGGCGCGCGGGACGCGUGCGGCCGAAGCGCAAAUCCGAAGUAGCGGAGGGUGCGGCGGAGCGGCAGGACGAGCGGCUUGCGAAGCGGCCACGGCUCGAGCGCGAGGAACCACCGCAUAAGGCGUGGGAGGGUAGAGAGGGUCGGCAAAAAAUACGCGCAAAGCCUGGUGCGGCUCUCGCGAAUGCGAAGCGCGAGACGGCUGGGAUCGUGCCAAGCCAGGGUAAGAAAAUUGUGUUCUAGGUUUUCUACUGCAUGUAGAGGAACAUAGCGCAUUACAUCCAGCUGCUGUAAUCUCUUUCUCUUGUUCUACACGGGCAAUAUUGGUUUGCAAAAUUUGUGCCAGAAUGUGAGCAUGAUUGCUCAUGUGGAUGUGUACUAAAAGACCGUGUCACUUCAUAUCGUAGUGCAAUCUGA
Molecule: messenger RNA, 1592 nt
Organism: Phanerochaete carnosa HHB-10118-sp
Lineage: Eukaryota; Fungi; Basidiomycota; Agaricomycetes; Polyporales; Phanerochaetaceae
Exons: 4
Coding region: 15-1418 (467 amino acids)
Molecular function (GO): RNA binding
Source: RefSeq, a predicted model, not a curated record